AGUGGGAGAGAGGAGACUGUUGUUGGGCUUCUUCAAUCUUCACAAUAAAAAGGAGUGCGGUAAUCAAGUUUACAGAACCAAUAAUCUAAACGAGCUUUUGUUAAAAGUUUGCGGUUUUGUAAUCUCUUCACCAUGGCAAUGAAAAUGAAGGGCAUCUACAAAGGCUUCAAAUGCAUCUCUAAAAUAUUUGCCAUGGAGAAAGAGAGGGAGGAAAUAGAAAUUGGGUAUCCAACAGAUGUAAAGCAUUUGGCUCAUAUUGGAUUGGAGGGUUCCUCUAGCACUGGUCCUGGUUGGAUGAGUGAGUUUAUGGUCGGAGCUGAGGCUUUAUCUCCAAGAGCCUCAUCUUUUAGUAAUGCAAGACCUUCUUCUUCUUUUUUCACUUCUUCUUCCGCUGAUUUUGAUCAAGGAUCGAGUAGACGAACAGUAUGUGAUACACCAAGAGAUAUACCUCCAGUUACUCCAAUUAAUUUACCAAAAAAUAACAAGAAGAAAAGUAGAAGAAAGAAGUCAGCUUCAUCAUCAUCAUCUCCAAAGUCUUCUAGAUCAUCUAUUUUAUCUAAAUCUUCGUAUAAAUCCACUGUAUCUCGACUAAUCUAAAAGAUAUGAUAAUAGGCGCAAGGGGGGAAAAAUUAAAAAUUUCGAUCGCUAAUUUGUGCAUACUUCAGGGUUUUUCUGAUUUUUUCUAUGUGUAGACAUGUUGUAGUGUUUGGAGUUUGAAUUUUUAUGUAAAUAAAAAGACAAUAGGA
This is a messenger RNA of Eruca vesicaria subsp. sativa (arugula), 746 nucleotides long. The record is from the annotation of a GenBank genome assembly. Lineage: Eukaryota; Viridiplantae; Streptophyta; Magnoliopsida; Brassicales; Brassicaceae.